UCUGUAGGUACAAUGCCGAUUGCAGUGAUACAUCUCAGAUUAUGCGUCUAUCUCCCGCCUGCCCGGCUUCCGGGGUGUAACAUUCUCAAAGUAAGUACGUACCUGCUUACUCUGCAAAAGCAACAGAGCUCGGAUAAUACCUAUCAAUCUAUGCGCUAUCUCCCCGCAUAAGUUCCCAUGUCCUACCUACCACAACAUCGAUACAGGUGCGACAAGUUCUCUGUAAGCGCCAUGCAAUACCACCAACAUGCAACUUCGCCUACAUGAAUAUAUCUGCCCUUAGCGCAUGAAUUAUUAUUCUCGGAUGACUUCCGAAAAUACAUCGUCAGAAUACAGAAU
This is a messenger RNA of Aspergillus novofumigatus IBT 16806, 339 nucleotides long. RefSeq lists its product as uncharacterized. The transcript has a single exon. NCBI's taxonomy places the organism in Eukaryota, Fungi, Ascomycota, Eurotiomycetes, Eurotiales, Aspergillaceae. The coding region runs from base 13 to 171 and encodes 52 amino acids. The record is from RefSeq and is a predicted model, not a curated record.